UCUUCUUCUUCUCGCGUCUCGGACGGGGAGAAACCGUCAAUUCCUUUUGGCAAUGGAGAACCGGAACCCUAUUGCCGACGUUUCAGAUUCAAUCCCUCCAGACUACAAGCUCUGCGGUUUCUUACGCGCAGUCCUUAGGAUUAAAGUUAACCCUAACGACGACCUCGCCGAUGCCCUACCUCUCGGCUCCUUUUGCCGCAUUGCCGGCGACGCUCACUAUGACGUACACUUCGUUACGGAUAACGGCGUCGUUUUGGCCCCUAUUAAUAGCCCGGACCCUGACGUCAGUGGCGAUGCUACUGCGGUGCCCUCAACCUCGAAGAAGAAGAAGAAGGAGAAGAAGAAGAAGAAAAAGUCGAACAGUAUGGAGGUUAUUAUGGAUACGCCCUCCACUUCGAAGAAGAAUAACAAGUGGAGUAGAAUCGGGAUGGUUAAUGGGAGCUUGAGCGUGGUCCAUCAGCUUCACGCGCUGGUGGCGCACAAGUGUUUGAGCAUCAUUGCCAGAGUGGUUUGCGUCGCGGCUGAGAAUGGGGAGGCCAGAGCUGUUCUGCUGAUCGAUGUCUACUUGCCAGUGGCAUUGUGGUCAGGUUGGAGAUUCCCUAAGUCCGCCUCUGCUGCAGCUGCGCUAUUCCGCCAUGUUAGUUGUGAUUGGAAAGCUAGAGGUUCAAUACUUGAGUAUGCCAAACUUGGUGAUGAAGAUUAUUGUAGUAUUUGGAAUCUUUCCGACUGUCAUGCUCUUGGAUGCAAACACCAUUGUAGUGCCCCUGACCCAUCCAAGAAAAAGCUCUUUGAGCUUCAUGAAAUCUUUAAGAGCUUGCCUAGUAUAGUAAAGAAGGUUGAUCCUGAUACUUCAAGAAUAAAUGCAGCUGAUCCAAGUAGACCUGGUAUUUGGUUGGUUGCAGAUGAUAUCUUAGUCAAUAUUCUUUCUUCCCUUGACCCUAUUGACCUUGUUCGGGUAUCUGCAACAUGUCACCAUUUAAGACAUUUGACAGCAUCAAUCAUGCCUUGUAUGAAACUUAAGCUGUUUCCGCAUCAGCAGGCUGCAGUUGAUUGGAUGUUACAGCGUGAGCGGGAUGUUAGACCCUUACCACACCCUCUGUACAUGGAUUUUGUUACUGAAGAUGGAUUUGUUUUUUAUCUAAAUGCUGUGUCUGGUGAAGUAGUAACUGAUGUGGCUCCUAAAGUUAAUGAUUUCCAUGGAGGAAUGUUUUGUGAUGAACCUGGACUUGGUAAAACUAUUACUCUUCUUUCUCUCAUUCUAAAGACACAAGGAACAUUGGCUGAGCCCCCUGAUGGUGUGGAAGUGAUAUGGUGCUCACAUAAUGGAGAUCAAAAGUGUGGUUAUUAUGAGUUGAGGAGUGAUAAUGAUGCAGGGGUAUUACCAGCUAAUAGAGGUAUGGGACAGAAGGCUAGGAGGGGAAUGUUUUCUCCAGAUAAAUUAAUGCCAAAAAGAAGUUUGCAAAGCUCCCUACCUUUAAGAUCUACCUUCGUUGAUUCAGCUGAGUGUGUAACAGAUCCAGAAAUCAAAUUGCUGCCAGUUACAUUCUCCACACCACCAACAUGUGCUACACGAUGUACCAGGAGCUGGAGCCAUGUGAAGAGAAAUCUUAUGCUUGCAUAUGAAGAAUCAGCUCUAUCCCCAGAAGAAAAAAAUCCCAAUAAAAGUUUUAAAAAGAGAAAGCAUGUUUCAAAUGGUCAAUCCGAAAACAUGACAAAGAAACAGCAUAGUCAAUCACAUGAAUUGUCCUCCACUCAGAAGAAGCUUAAAAAUUUUAAUGUGGAUGAUCUUGAGCACGACGAAACUUGGGUCCAAUGUGAUGCUUGUCGCAGGUGGCGGAGGGUUGAUGAUGCAAGCGCAAUGGAUAUAAGUGGAGCAUGGUUUUGCAGUAUGAACACAGAUCCUUUAUUUCAGACAUGUAGUGCUCCAGAAGAAUCUUGGGAUUCUAAACAGCCUGUUACAUACCUUCCAGGAUUCCAUACCAAAGGAACUCCAGGAGGCAUGGAAGAAAAUGUAUCCUUUUUCAUCAAUGUGCUAAAAGAUCAUUAUACAUUUAUUGAUUCAGAAACAAAGAAGGCACUUACUUGGCUGGCUAAACUGUCUGCUGAAAGGCUUUCAGAAAUGGAAGCGGCUGGAUUGGUUUAUACUUUUGUAGAUAUAGGAGUUCCUCAUCCAUAUAACAGAAUAUUUCAAGCAUUUGGUCUCGUUAAGCGGGUGGAGAAGGGAUUUACAAGGUGGCUCUACCCAAGAGCUCUUGUCAACUUGGUCUUUGAUUUGGAUGCACUCCGAAUUGCCCUCUGCAGGCCUUUAAAUUCAUUCAGAUUGUAUCUGUCACGAGCUACUUUAGUUGUUGUUCCUUCAAAUUUAGUUGAUCAUUGGAGAACUCAGAUUGAAAAACAUGUCAGACAUGGUCAGUUGAGGGUUUUUGCAUGGACUGAUCGCAGAAAACCUUCUGUGCACAAUCUUGCUUGGGAUUAUGAUGUAGUUAUAACUACCUUUAAUCGUCUAAGUGCUGAAUGGAGCCCCCAAAAGAAAAGUGCAUUGAUGCAAGUUCAUUGGCUACGGAUAGUAUUAGAUGAAGGCCAUACACUUGGGUCGAGUUUGAGUUUGACAAAUAAGUUGCAAAUGGCAGUUUCUCUGAAGGCUACAAACCGUUGGAUAUUAACAGGUACACCGACUCCCAAUAUCCCUAACAGUCAGCUUUCUCAUCUUCAACCAAUGCUUAAGUUCCUUCAAGAAGAAGCUUAUGGCCAAAAUCAGAAAUCAUGGGAAACUGGCAUUAUUAGGCCAUUUGAGGCGGAGAUGGAGGAGGGUCGGUCACGCUUGUUGCAAUUACUGCACAGAUGCAUGAUCAGUGCAAGGAAGAAAGAUUUGCUAGCAAUUCCUCCUUGCAUCAAGAAAGUGAUGUUCUUGAAUUUUACUCAAGACCAUGCAAGAAGUUACAAUGAGCUGGUAGAAACAGUACGGCGGAAUAUAUUAAUGGCAGAUUGGAAUGACCCUUCUCAUGUUGAGAGUUUACUGAACCCAAAACAAUGGAAGUUCCGCAGUGCUACCAUCAGAAACGUGAGACUUUCUUGUUGUGUGGCGGGACACGUUAGUGUUACGGAUGCCAGCCAAGAUAUUCAGGAAACUAUGGAUAUUUUAGUUGGGAAUGGUCUGGAUCCAAGUUCAGAGGAGUAUGCUUUUAUAAAAUAUAACCUUCAAUUUGGUGGCGACUGUAUGAGGUGCAAAGUAUGGUGCCGUUUACCUGUCAUUACACCCUGUAAACACCUUUUAUGCCUGGACUGUGUUUCUUUGGACAGUGAAAAGUGUACAUUUCCUGGCUGUGGUAACUUAUAUGAGAUGCAGAGUCCUGAAAUACUAACCCGUCCAGAAAAUCCCAAUCCAAAGUGGCCUGUUCCACAGGAUCUUAUCGAGUUACAGCCUUCUUAUAAGCAGGAUGACUGGAAUCCUGAUUGGCAGUCUACCUCCAGCAGCAAAGUAACUUAUCUUGUACAUAGAUUGAGGGAAAUUCAAGAAGCUAAUAGGCUGCUUGUGCAGACUAUUGAGGAUGAAGGUGCCAAUAGUGUUAAUGAUAUUCGUCUCCCCUUUUUGCGUAGCAACAUCAGCAUGACUUUACAUGGACCAGAGAGUGAUAUCUGCCAAGUUCUUCCGGAGAAAGUUAUUAUUUUUUCUCAGUUUCUUGAGCAUAUACAUGUGAUUGAACAGCAGUUAACAAUUGCUGGUAUUGAGUUUGCUAGUAUGUAUAGUCCAAUGCAUUCUGCCAACAAGAUAAAAUCACUGGCAACCUUUCAGCAUGAUGCAAACUGUUUGGCUCUUCUGAUGGAUGGAAGUGCAGCUUUAGGCCUUGAUUUAAGCUUUGUGUCACGUGUUUAUGUGAUGGAACCAAUAUGGGACAAAAGUAUGGAGGAACAGGUGAUUAGUCGUGCUCACAGGAUGGGUGCAACACGCCCUAUUUUUGUGGAAACUUUGGCAAUGAGCGGUACAAUUGAAGACCAAAUGCUGAAAUUCUUACAGGAUCCUGAUGAAUUCAGAAGCCUACUGAAGGAAGCGCAUGAUAAACAAGGUCGUGAUGGAUCACGGCUUCAUCGCACAGUACAUGACUUUGCUGAAAACAAUUAUCUGGCUAGGCUUAGCUUCGUUCGCACAAGUUGUUCCGAGACAUAGUAUAAGCAGCAUAUUUUAGGUGGGAGUCUAUGAAAGAGUUUGGUUACCUACUGACCACUGUUGACAAGUAAUGGGUUCUACUAACUAGCCUUUGCCUUUGGGAAUCUCAUGUGCUGGGAAUCUGGGCAAUCCAGUUAAGCCAGUAAUAUGACAUCUUACUAUAGCAUAACAACUUCCCUGAUUUUGUAUACACAUUAACCAAUCUGUAGAUGGGCAAAUGAAUGUGCUAACUGUUUUUUGGAUAUACAUCUAUUCUUUUGAGUUUUGAUCGCCCCCACAGGGCAAGGGCAAGAAAAUUGUAUUAUAAUGUCUUGGAAAUUUGUAAUGUCGCCAAUUUAUUUUAACAAAAUGUUUGUUUUAGUUUAUUA
This is a messenger RNA of Ipomoea triloba (trilobed morning glory), 4533 nucleotides long. RefSeq names its product F-box protein At3g54460. Gene Ontology annotation, molecular function: ATP binding; protein binding; zinc ion binding. Lineage: Eukaryota; Viridiplantae; Streptophyta; Magnoliopsida; Solanales; Convolvulaceae. Bases 53 to 4165 code for a protein of 1370 amino acids. The transcript has 8 exons. The record is from RefSeq and is a predicted model, not a curated record.